Tarenaya hassleriana is the source of this 1969-nucleotide messenger RNA. RefSeq lists its product as uncharacterized. The transcript has a single exon. NCBI's taxonomy places the organism in Eukaryota, Viridiplantae, Streptophyta, Magnoliopsida, Brassicales, Cleomaceae. The coding region runs from base 228 to 1457 and encodes 409 amino acids. The record is from RefSeq and is a predicted model, not a curated record.
UAAAAGGGAGCGGAAUACCGGAAUGCUCUUCACGGGCCGUGAGAAUCACGCGCCACCUGGUAAUUUUGAUUUUUUUUUUCUUUUUUUUUUAUUUAAUUUUUCCUGUUCUCAGCCUAUUUACUGUCGCAACCUGGACCUCCAACAACAGCUCGCGUCGCUCCAAAACCUCUCUCUCUCUCUAGAUCUGAUCGUUGAUUCUCCGAUCGGAGGUUGCAUGAUCGCCGGCGAUGGCCUCGGCUUGCGUUAACAACGUCGGAGUUUCUCCGGAGUUCCCAGCCUGCGGGUGGUUCAAUCCUAGAGCUUCCUUAAGCGGCGGCGAAGAUGCUCGGAGCUCCGCAGAUGGACUGGAGAUGGAGGUGUCAAAGAAGACGGUGGAGGAACUGCAAGAAUCCGCCGGAGAUUUCGAGUUCCGGCUUGAAGACCCGGUGACGAUUCUCCCCGCCGACGAGUUGUUCUCCGACGGGAAGUUUGUACCCUUGCAGCUCCCGUGGUCCUGCUCGAAGCAGCAGCAGCCGUCGAAUGCGAUGAGGUCGCCGGAGAACGAGAAAUUCCGAAGUAUGGAGGUGUCCGGUACGGAUCAUUGCUUGUUUUCCCCAAAGGCGCCUCGGUGCUCGGGCAGGUGGAGAGAGAUUCUGGGGCUGAAGCGAUUCUGUCAGAACAGCAAAACGACGUCGUCGGUGUCGUCGUCUUCGUCGUUACCUUCGAACGCGAGAUCGUCUUCUUCGUCUCUGAGGCAAUUCCUUCACCGGAGCUCCAGAUCGUCCUCAGGAUCUUCCGACGACGCUUCGUCCCUCAGUCUCCCUCUGUUGAAGGACUCCGACUGUGAAUCGCUCUCCAUCUCCUCGUCACGUCUCUCCCUCUCGUCUUCCUCCUCCGGCCACGAACAUGAAGACCUCCCAAGGCUAUCUCUCGAUGCGGAGAGACCGAAUCAUCACAACAUGAACCUAAAUCCGAAUCUGAGCCCGAAUCCGUUCGCUCCAGCUCGAAGCCUACACCCGAAUCCCCCGCAAAUGAGGCUGCUGAAGCCACGAGACGGCAACCACGCCGUGACUGGAGUCGGAAGAGUGGGUCGGAGCCCGAUGCGGUGUUCGACGGGGGAAACAUCGGGAACAGUGAUGAGCAGAGCAGUGUCCGUGGACAGUCCGCGGCUAAACUCGUCGGGAAAGAUCGUGUUUCAGAGCCUGGAACGGAGCUCAAGCAGCCCAAGCAGCUUCAAUGGCGGAACGAGCGGGUACAGACACAGACCUUCAACGGAGAGAUUCUACAGCGCAAACGUGAGAGUGACUCCGGUCCUCAACGUCCCCGUCUGCUCCCUCCGUCAGUUCUUCUCCUCGUCUUCUUCUGCUAAUUCCUCGCAGCAGCAUCACAGAAAUGGCGGCAACAGCAGAGCAUCUCACCACCAUCAUCAGCAUCAGCAUGGCAUUGUCAAGAACCGUAACUCCACAGAUCGUCUCUAACCUGAGAGGAUUCAGCAUAAAAGACCCGGUAACAGUUUCUCGACGCUAAUUUCCAAAUUUUCUUUCUAAGAUUUCCAGAUUUGUAAAUACAGAAUCAACGCAUUUUUCCAAACCUUAGAGAGGGAGAGAGAAAGAGUAGUGGCAUAUCAAAUCUAGGGUUGUUCUAGGGUUCGUUCCUGUGGGCACGAUGGAGAUAUCAGAUAUGUUUCUUUCAUGACCCGGGGAGGAGACUGCGAAAGACGAUGGAAUCUGAAUUCUCCUCCUGUAUGAGCGAGUGGACUUCACGCGCGUGGGGAGUGCGUGCGGGGAGUAGUGAACAGAUACUUUUCUCUCUCUAUGGAUCUCAUGGAUUGCGCGCGCGCUCCCCCAAGUGAAAGUUUUUAUCUAAUCUGUCUCUUUCAUGUGAACCCUUCAUAUUUUUCAUGUUUUUUUAAUUUUAAUUCGAAAUGUCCUUUUUGAUAUAGAUUUUGUCGUUUACUGAGUUUCGGGAAAGACGCCUUACUUUCAGACAA